AUGGCCGGAGCAACACGCUCCCAAACCGCUGCGGGCGGCUUGCGGAAGGCCAUGACACGUCCACUUCAGAGAACUAGAGCCUCCAUUCUCAGCGAGCGAGCAGACUCUCCAGCCACCGCUCUAAAGCCUUCCAAUGCAAACACCACUCGUUCUAUUCGAUCACCCAGCGUGCAACCAAGUACGGGACUGAAGCGAAAGGAAAGGGAAUCCGAACUCCAACCGGCUGAGCGGACAAACAUUCAUGUUGUUGUACGGUGUCGGGGUAGGAAUGAUAGAGAAGUCAAGGAAAACAGUGGCGUGGUUGUAUCAACUCCAGGGGUCAAGGGAACAACUCUAGAAUUGUCCAUGGGGCCAAACGCGAUGGGAAACAAAGAAUAUCACUUCGACAAGGUGUUUUCCCCAGCCGCAGAUCAGGCAAUUAUCUACGAGGAUGUCGUGGUUCCAAUUUUGAAUGAGAUGCUUUCAGGAUUUAAUUGUACUAUAUUUGCAUACGGCCAAACGGGAACAGGUAAAACCUACACGAUGUCUGGUGAUAUGGAGGACACUCUUGGUUUGUUAUCAGAUGCUGCUGGGAUCAUCCCACGCGUGCUAUAUUCCCUUUUUAAGAAACUUGAGGAUAUGGAAAGCUCUGUCAAAUGCUCAUUUAUCGAAUUGUACAACGAGGAACUCCGAGAUCUGCUUUCAUCCGAGGACGGUACAAAGCUGAAAAUAUAUGAGGAUGGCGCAAAGAAGGGCAAUCACGGCACUAUGGUACAGGGCAUGGGUGAAACGUACAUUCAUUCUGCUUCGGCUGGCAUCAAGUUGCUUCAGGAGGGCAGCUACAAACGACAAGUAGCAGCUACAAAAUGCAACGACUUGAGCUCUCGAAGCCAUACGGUGUUUACGAUUACUGUGUUCGUAAAACGAAAAACAGAGAAGGGUGAAGAAUACAUUAGCAGCGGGAAACUUAACUUGGUGGACUUGGCUGGAAGUGAGAAUAUCCAGCGCAGUGGCGCAGAAAACAAGCGAGCCACUGAGGCGGGUUUGAUCAACAAGAGCUUGCUCACUCUGGGAAGAGUAAUUAAUGCUCUGGUAGAUGGAGGCCCUCAUAUACCAUACAGGGAAUCCAAGCUCACGAGGCUGCUUCAAGAUUCUUUAGGCGGCCGUACGAAAACGUGUAUUAUAGCCACGGUAUCUCCCGCAAGAAGCAACCUGGAGGAAACUAUUUCAACAUUAGAUUAUGCAUUCCGCGCGAAGAAUAUUCGCAACAAACCCCAAAUCAACUCCACUAUAUCCAAGAAAACUAUGCUGCGAGAAUUCACGACAGAGAUUGAAAAAUUGAAGUGCGAACUAAUCGCGACACGGCAAAGAAAUGGCGUAUAUCUUUCGUCUGGAGCAUAUGAGGAAAUGACCAUUGAAAGCGAGUCUCGUCGCAUCCUCAUUGAAGAGCAAAGAGCAAAAAUCGAAACAAUGGAAGCCAACCUCAAGAAUAAAGUGCAAGAGCUGUUUACUUUAACCAGCAAUUUCAAUGACAUAAAGAAGGAUAACGAAUCCACCAAGCUUUUACUUGACCAAACGGAGGACCUCUUAGAGAAAACAGAUAUUGUGCUCAAAAACACGAAGGAGAGCUUAGAGGAAGAAUCCAUGUUACGAAAAGCUCACCAGGAAACCGAACAAAGCCUCUACAACAUCGGAACCAGCUUGAUAUCUACCUUGGGAAAGUCGGUCGCCGAUGCUGACGGGCUCCACUCGAAGCUACGACGACGGUCAGAUCUGCACGCCUUGAAUAGGGAAACGUGGCAGUCAUCCACCUCGGAAGUAUUGCAUGUUUCGAGAAUGGUGGACGAGCGGAUAGCAGCGUUCCAAAGUCAGCAGUCAAAGCUUCUAGAAGAUUUAUCCGCUAGAAUGGAAACUUUUGUCACUCAAGAGCUAGGUCGUAUCGAUGCUAGUCAUUCGUUUAUUUCUCAGGCGGAAGUUUUGUUCGAGAGCGCCGAAAUAGAAACUAAGGAGCAAACAACCGAGUGUCGGAAUGAAAUGAAUGAAGUCCUGGAAGAAAUCAAAAUUCUACGGGAAGAUGUUCAAGAGAAAAUUAGCGAAGGAUUGAGGGGACUUUCUGCCGCAGCUGAACGGAUAUCCGGGGAAGUUAUAAAUGAGCUUGGGCGAUUUCACCGUCAAUUGCACGAAGCGAACAGCCGAGCAACCGGAAUAAACGAAGCAACCAUGUUGAAGCUACAAGCUACCCUUGAUGAAGAACGAGCUGCAACAGAAACAGAGCGGACCGCAUUAUUAUCAGAAAUAAAAAUACUACUGGAUAGAUCAGCGAAGACACAGUCGGAACGACUAGAUGCCAAAGUAAACAGUAUCCGCUCGGACAUGGAAGCUUCUCAUGAUAUACUGAAAGAGGCAGACACUAAAUUCGGCGAGAAAAUGGAUGAGUGGGAGUUCCAAGAAGAUAAAAUUAUCACAGGUGUUCUUUCUUCAGAGUCAACAAUCCAAAGAAAAAUUGAUGAUGAUUGGAAUCACUUUGAUUCACGAAACAAUAAAAUCCAAGAAACUGCAAGAGCGGUUCAUCGGGAGACUGAGGGGAUUGUCAACACUCAGAUGGAAGGAAUUGCGACACAAAUGCAAGCUUUGGAUACCUUCGUCAUGAGAGCAAAAUCGCAAAAUGAAAUCCAUCACGAGGCACGGAUCCGCACCUUAGAGAAUCUGACAUGUACUAUCCGCGAAUCGUACCAGGGCAUCCAUCAAAACCUGGAUGUGUUUGGCAUCCAAGCUAAAACAUUCCGGGAUAACGUUCUCGAUGAGAAUGAAGCCAUUCUGGAGCCAAUUGAAAAUCUCACCGAGGAUAUUAGAAAACCCCUUGAGGAGCUGCAAUCGAACUUCCAAUCCAGGUCACUUACAGAAUAUACCAAAACUGGAGAGACGCCCGAGAAAACGCAGUAUGAUUACCCAUCUACUCUCCCGCGAACCGAGCCACAUGGUACCCUCAUAGCGAGAAUGAGGGGAAUCGAGGAACAGGAUGAAAACUCAACGGAUAACAACGCUCCCCCCACUAUCCAUUCUAAUCGUCUGUUCCUCUCUCCAGUUAAGUCUCCCACUAAAGCCAUGGUUUACCAAGAUGGCGGCAACGAGGUAGGGUCCAACAAUCCCCUUACCAAAAUGAACGUCAAGCCAACGUCUUCCUCGUCUGCGGGGCUUAGGGAGGUCGAUAUAAACGUCGCCGUGAAACCGCGCUCUAGCGCUUCUUUCACCCAAUCUACAGAUUUUGCGUCAUCAUUCAGAUCGUGCCCGAAUGAAAUUUCAGGAGAUACCACGUGUAAGGAUCUCAUUCCUCCUCCAUCGAAGAGACGAUCUACUUCGUCACCUCUGGCGAAGUCUGAUAUUAUUCCGGGAGCUAGUAAAUUGCCCCAAAAGGUCACUGGUAGGAGGAACUCCACGUUGAAUGGUCUGGGAAUGAUUAUGGAGGGUGGUGAAAACGAGCUUCUGUCGAUACAGUUCGAGAACCAGCUCGUGCAAGAGCGGAGGUUGAGAAGGCGCCCUGCUUGA
Messenger RNA from Histoplasma mississippiense, 3525 nucleotides. RefSeq lists its product as hypothetical. Lineage: Eukaryota; Fungi; Ascomycota; Eurotiomycetes; Onygenales; Ajellomycetaceae. The record is from RefSeq and is a predicted model, not a curated record. Gene Ontology annotation, biological process: mitotic spindle assembly; microtubule-based movement. The transcript is spliced from 5 exons. Gene Ontology annotation, molecular function: plus-end-directed microtubule motor activity; microtubule binding; ATP binding. Bases 1 to 3525 code for a protein of 1174 amino acids. Gene Ontology annotation, cellular component: nucleus; spindle microtubule.